Ceratosolen solmsi marchali is the source of this 382-nucleotide messenger RNA. RefSeq lists its product as uncharacterized. Lineage: Eukaryota; Metazoa; Arthropoda; Insecta; Hymenoptera; Agaonidae. The transcript has 2 exons. The coding region runs from base 33 to 371 and encodes 112 amino acids. The record is from RefSeq and is a predicted model, not a curated record.
UCACCGUCAAACUGUUCUUUCACACCACGCCCAUGCAAGUCUCAAUACGCGCGUGUUCGUGUCCGUUUAUUCUCCAUACAUUCGCACGACCAGUUUGUCCGAACAAUCAAUCAAAAAGUGCUCCACCUACAUGCUUACAACCAAUCAAAAGAACUUGCAUAAAACUUCGUGACCGCCCAUCUCACAGCAACCGAAGUAUAUCAUACUUGACAAAAUAUAAAUUACAAAAGGCAACUAAUUUCCAAAGAAUAUUACCUAUUGAGCUUACAGCAUCUCAUAUAAGUAUAAGUAUAGAUCACUUAAACGCUGUGCAGCAAUUUAAGUCUAAUUUCUUUCUGAUCAACCAAUGGUUAAUUGCAUAUAACGGUUGAGCUGUUCGAAC